AGCCCCUCCCGUCCCGCGCCCACUUCGGUUAUUGAAUGGUUUUCACUUUAGGUUGGCGGGCGCGAGUUGAGUCGUUCAGCUAGCAGUUUGUAGACGUUUACGUUUUGUGACUGACUUUUUUUUAUCUCACUUGAUUCACUGUAACGUGCGCUAUCAGACAUUGAAGUUGCUCGCGAGUUUACCGCUUAACAACGAUGGGCUACCGACGAGACAUUCAAGCGCAUCCUCUGAUCAGAGAAAAAUGCCGCGAGUUGAUCUAUGACAACGACACUCUAAGAAAAAUUGGGGCCAUUUUCCUGGAUAACAUCAAGCGAGGCUUGGGAAAGGCCACACAUGCCGAUUCCAUCGUCAAAUGCUUCCCAACUUACGUCCAGGACUUACCCGAUGGAACUGAAACCGGCAAGUUUUUGGCUUUGGAUCUGGGCGGCACUAAUUUCCGAGUGCUUUUGAUCGAGCUGAGCGGUGAACACUUCGAAAUGAAGUCGAAAAUUUUUGCCAUUCCCGAACAUAUCAUGCUUGGAUCGGGCGAACAAUUGUUCGAUCACAUUGCUGAGUGCUUAGCAAUUUUCGUCAAGGAGGAACAGGUUCAACAUGAAACUUUGCCGCUUGGAUUCACCUUCAGCUUUCCGCUGUCCCAACGAGGUUUAACAGUGGGAAUUCUGGAAAGAUGGACCAAAGGCUUCAACUGUUCCAAUGUUGUUGGGAACGAUGUGGUGCAAAUGCUGAACGAUGCUAUCGAUAGAAGAGGAGACGUAUCGAUUGACGUCAUGGCAGUAUUAAACGACUCUACCGGCACACUAAUGUCGUGCGCUUGGUUGAACAAAAAUUGCAGAGUUGGCAUUAUUAUUGGUACUGGAAACAAUGGGUGUUACGUGGAACGGCAGGAAAACGCGGAACUAUUCGACGACGUCGAUAACGGUUCUGGAAAAGUGAUGAUCAAUCUGGAAAUGGGCGCUUUUGGAGACGAUGGUUGCCUGGACUUCGUUCGCUCUGAGUACGAUAAGGACGUCGACAGAAAUUCCAUAAAUCCCGGCAAGCAGAUACAAGAGAAAAUGAUCUCCGGGAUGUACAUGGGCGAGCUAGUGAGAUUAGUUUUAGAGAAAUUCACCAAAGAAGGCCUGCUGUUUGGCGGCAAAGGAUCCGACAUGCUGUUCGAGAGGAAGCGGUUUUACACCAAGUACGUUUCGGAAAUUGAGAGCGACGAACCUGGACUGUUUACCAACCAAAAGCAGAUCUUGGAAGAACUAGGGCUUAAGCAUGCGACUGAACAAGACUACGUGAACGUGCGGUACAUAUGCGAGUGCAUUAGCAGGAGGGCGGCCCAUUUGGCUUCCGCCACCAUUACCACUCUUCUGCACAAGAUGGAUGAGAAAAAAGUCACAGUGGGAGUAGACGGCUCUGUUUACCGCUACCAUCCCCAUUUCCGCAAUUUGAUGAUGGAGAAAAUCAGGGAAUUGUGCGAUCCAAGUAUUGAGUUUGAUUUGAUGUUGUCUGAAGAUGGAUCCGGAAGAGGAGCAGCGCUUGUAGCGGCCGUAGCGGCUCGCCACAAGAAAAAGGCCCUCACCACAUGAAUAGAAAACGUAGCAUCUUGUAAAUACUUAAAAAGCAGCCAGAGAUAGCCCAUGCGAUAAUUUUAUUACAACUGUGUAGGAUAAUGCUGAAGUUUCGACUGGUCCGAGUCGAGCCACCACUCGUUUGGUACUAUUUAAGAAGAAAUCCCGCAUUUUUGUUCCUAGAGACUGUUAUUUACUUAUAUAGUUGUGCGGUGUUACUUCUGGAGUCGAAAACGUUCCGAAAAGAAUGCCCGCCGCACCUUGAAAGGUUUAACGCCUGAAUAUUCUUGUCUGAACGGUCCAGUGUACUGCUACUUUACUGCAAAUACCUCUACAGUACUCGAUUAGUUAGAUGGAAUUUUAUUGUUUUACUUAAUUAAAUGAAGUAUUUUUUAUAAUUACUUAUUUAGACAAAAAGUAACUUAUUGUUGAAGUGUUGUAGCUAGUAGAUGUUUAAUUUCCUGUUUAAUUUCAAGCAAAUUUAUUCAUUUCUCUGCUGAGCGUUUUUUAUUCGAUGUAUUUUUAAUCAAGCCUGGAGGAUUCAUCAGGAACUUCUACGACCGACUGCCAUUGCGUCUUUUGAAGCACUUACUGAAAUUAUUUUCUUCUAAGAUUCUCUAUACGUUACUUUAUUUUUGAAUAUAUCGCCAAUAGAGGCAAUGGUUUUUUAUAAAAACUUUAUUAUUGUCAAAUACAUUUAAUAAUUA
This is a messenger RNA of Dendroctonus ponderosae (mountain pine beetle), 2260 nucleotides long. Its product is annotated as hexokinase type 2. Gene Ontology annotation, cellular component: cytosol; mitochondrion. Bases 195 to 1571 code for a protein of 458 amino acids. The record is from RefSeq and is a predicted model, not a curated record. The transcript has 9 exons. Gene Ontology annotation, molecular function: fructokinase activity; D-glucose binding; mannokinase activity. Gene Ontology annotation, biological process: glycolytic process; glucose 6-phosphate metabolic process; intracellular glucose homeostasis. Lineage: Eukaryota; Metazoa; Arthropoda; Insecta; Coleoptera; Curculionidae.